Molecule: messenger RNA, 1836 nt
Organism: Knipowitschia caucasica
Lineage: Eukaryota; Metazoa; Chordata; Actinopteri; Gobiiformes; Gobiidae
Source: the annotation of a GenBank genome assembly
AUGUCGUCUUGGGAUUCCUAUGAGACCUCUGGUGCAGCAGCACCUGACGACUGGUCUGAGAUCACCAUCGGUCACACCCUCCAGGGUCAGACCGAUUCCUACUACGUCCAGGACUGGCUCGGUGAGGGCGGCUUUGGUCGUGUCGCCAAAUGCCAGGCCCUGAGCAGGAAGCAGACUGUGGCUGUGAAAAUGUUGAAAGACCACACCGAGAGCAUGGAAGCAGAGAUUUCCAUGUUGGAGAAGGUCAGACUCCUCGACCCGGAGCGUGUGAACCUGGUGCACUUUGUGGAGUGUUUCCAGUUCAUGGGGGUGAAUUGUCUCGCCUUGGAAAUGCUUGAUGUCGAUCUGUACACGUUCAUGAGCAGAAGAUGUUUCGUACCUCUGCAAAUGAGCGAGAUUCGGCCGAUUGCCCAACAGUUGUUGGUGGCUUUAGACGCCCUUAAAGGUGCAGGGAUCCUCCACUGUGACAUCAAACCCGACAACGUCAUGUUCACAAACCUGGAGGAGCAACCUCUGAGGAUCAAGCUCAUUGACUUUGGAGAAGCCAUGAGCAUCUGUGAGGCUCAGCCAGGGAUGGACAUCCAGGCUCUUGGCUACAGAGCUCCUGAGAUCUCACUCGGCCUCCCGUUCACUGAGGCUGUGGAUGCGUGGGGGGUGGGCUGCCUCUUGGCCUACCUCUACCUCGCAGACAACCUUUUCCCUGUCCACUGUGAGUACCAACUCAUGAAACGCACGGUGGAACUUCUGGGGAAACCUGCUGACCACCUGCUGCAGAAGGGGAAGUACUCUGACUACUUCUUCCAUGAAGUCCUGACCACCGAGGGAACCCACUGGAGACUUUUGUUCCCAGAAGAGUUCUCAGACCAGAACAAUGUGAGCACUGAGGAGAUGGAGGUGGACUUUGACUUCCCCUUCUCAUUGGACGACCUUCACAAUGUUUAUUCAGAAGACACAGCAUCUAAGGAGGAGGACAAGAGGGCCUUCGUUGACCUCCUAAAGGGGUUACUGUGUUUGGACGGAGAGCAGAGGUUAACUCCUCAGCAGGCUCUGCAGCUCCCGUUUAUCACCAUGGCUCACCUGCAACCUGCAUCUUUCCUGGGAUAUGCGACUGUGUCCAAGGAGCUGAUGGAGAUUUGUUCUCGGGGAGAAGCUGGCAGUCUGACCACAGCUCCAGCUCGUGUCCCUGUGGUUCUGACAGUUGACCCUAUGACCUCUGGGUCACCGGACAGAGACUCAGGCGUGUGGUCCCUGUCUGACUCCUCACCUACGCCGCCCCCUGGCUGUUGGGAUGAACAAGAACCCGCAUCAGUGCCCUUUGCUGCUGAGGUUCCCGUUGCUCACACCCUCCAGGACCUGAGCGAUAGUUGCGACGUCCAGGACUGGAUCGACGAACCCGGCUCUGGCCUUGAUGCCAAUGUGCCUGUUGAGAUCAUGGCAGAGAUGUCUGUGUCAUUGGUGGGCACUGACCUGGAGCACUCUCUGGACUCUUGCACAACACCUCCAGAUGAAGUGUGUGUCUCCGAUGUGAGCCUUGUGGUCCAGUCCAUCAACCCUGGAUCACCUGGAAGAGUGGGGUCCUUUUCCCACAUUCUCCAGGCCACAGACUCUGCAGAGGAUCCAGAGGUUCCAGAGGCCCCAGAGGUUCCAGAGGCCCCAGAGGUUCCAGAGGCCCCAGAGGUUCCAGAGGCCCCAGAGGUUUCAGAGGCCCCAGAGGCUUCAGUGGCUCGAAAGGUCAAAUCCAAAAAACUCUCCCCGGUCAGGAGGAUUGGCAGAGUGUGGCGAAGGAUUGCAGAUGUGCUGUGCUGCUGUGUGCGUCCUCAGGAAUCACAAUGGUAG